GAAACACUCCGCCGUAUCAGGCUGCGCAUCUGCAGCCCGAAAUCCUCCCACGUGAUGGGCUGAAGUGUUGGCGGCCUGCCUCGAGCACUGCCUACCUCCGAUCUUCAUCCUCGCAACGUUUUCGACAAAGGUCCUAGUCAGCUCUGUUGGCGCCGAUACUGGCCUGCUGAAAUAUCGCACCGAUUGACACCCUCCAUUUCGGAUAUCGAACAUGGCGAAUCUGAAUCCAUCCGACGGCUUCACCGACCUGGUGCGGGAUUCAAGGCUGCAAGCAACUUUCCGAAGCGACGGACAGCAAAGCUGCACGAUACACACCCGAUCGGCGGGUCAUCGAACGAGGCAAAGACGAGACAUAUGGAUACACAAAAAAGAACUAGGGUUUGGCGGAUAUGGAUCUGUACAGUUACAGCUGAAGGAGGCGCCGAAUCCUGGUCUGCCUCAGUAUCGGGCGGUUAAGAGCAUUCGUGUGUCGGAGAACGACUUCAAGUCAAAGCGAUCGCAAUACGUUCGGGAGCUUGAGUCCCUUGCCAAGUUCUCCCAUGAAAAGUAUACGGAUUUCUUUGUCAAAUUCAGUGGUUGGUAUACAAGUCCUGGAUGGCUCCAUAUCGCAAUGGAGUAUUGUGAGCUCGGAGAUCUACACAAGUAUCUCUCUGAUGCUCGGAAAUGCCCUGACAAUCGCUUGCCUGAAGAUCAAGUCUUAGACAUUGCAUCGCAGGUCCUCAAUGCCUUAUCAAUGAUGCAUGGAGAGCGGUUCGCCCACCGAGACCUAAAGCCGGCAAACAUUCUCAUCAAGAGCCACCCACCAGAACCGUGGUGGGUGAAGAUGUGUGAUCUUGGUCUCAGCAAACGGAUUGGAGAUUUCUCAGGAUCUACCAUGGUGCCCGGAACACGGAAUUUCAUGCCGCCCGAGAUUCUGGGUUUCAUUGGAGACUCUAAAGCUGCUGAUCCAUACUUGGGAGAUAUGUGGUCUUUUGGAGAGACCAUCUUUCAAACCCUUACUGGCCAACCUACGUUUGAUAACCCGACAUCCAUCAACAGAUACUGCAACAACCAAAUCCAAUUUCCUGGUGCAGCUCUCAGGGACUUGGGGGCAAGUGAAGAUGCAAUCGGCUUCAUUGGUUCAGUAAUGAAUUCGAAUCCAUCGAAACGGCUUACGGCAGACGAGGCACUGGGUCAUUGUUGGAUCAAACUGAACACGCAGACGCCACCAGAGGAAGGAGAUGUACGCCUUCCAAACGCUUCUGAUGAGUCUUCUCAGUGGUCUCUAGAGGUGCCAUUCCGGCCGCAGAUGAACCACGACAUGUUGGCGACUGCUGAGUGGACAACUACGGGCAAUCAUUACGACUCACCAAGCAUCACGAGAAAUACGGCUCAGAUUCAAGUAGUACACCAAAGUUCCUCGCAAUCACUAUCAACGAAAGGGACGAGAGAUGAUGCGAAAAUGCCAACAGUUGAAGAUGAGACACCCAUCGCCAGAGAAGGCCGUGACACAUUACCAAACAACGAGGGAAAUACUAUCCAAAACCAUGCCGAGGAUGUGACUCUUCGACCGCAGUUCUUACCUUCGACAACAGGCGAGCCAACUGGGAAAACGGAAGCGAUCCGAGAGGACCCGGUCAGCAUCAAAGACUUCGAGAACAUUCGAGAUAUACGUUCACGCGCCGAAACCUACUAUCGAGAGAAGCAGUAUCACAGCGCAGAGCAGAUGUUUCGAAAAGUUCUUGAGCAUGACAUAAGGGAACUAGGCAGAGAUCAUCUUGACACGAUUGAAACCAUGGAGAGGGUGUCUUCUUGUCUUGAGAAACAGAGAAAACGUGAAGAGAGAGAAGAGAUCCUCCGAGAGUUAUUGCAUAUCAACGAGCAGGUAUCAGGAAGGAACCACUCUAGGACGUGCAAUUCACUUUACAAGCUUGCUCUGUCAGUAUAUGAUCAAGAGAGAUAUCGAGAGGCAGAAGAGCUCUUCGAGAAGACCCUAUCUCUCUGUGAGGAGGUGUCAGGGAGAAAACAUCCUGAUAUAUUGGACAUCCAGUACUGGCUUGCUCAAUCAGUAUUUCGACAGAAGAGAUAUCAAGAGGCAGAAGAGGUCUUCCGAAAGAACCUAUCUCUUAGGCAAAAGGUAUUGGGCAGAGAGCAUCCUAAUACACUACUCACUCUGUACUGGCUUGCUCAAUCAGUAUUUGAGCAGAAGAGAUAUCAAGAGGCAGAAGAGGUCUUCCGAAAGAACCUAUCUCUUAAGGAGAAGAUAUUGGGUGGAGAGCAUCCUGAUAUAUUAAACAUCCAGUUCUGGGUUGCUCGAUCAGUAUUUGAGCAGAAGAGAUAUAAAGAGGCAGAAGAGGUCUUCCGAAAGAACCUAUCUCUCAGAGAGAAGGUAUUGGGCAGAGAGCAUCCUGAUACAGUAUCCACUCAGUACUGGCUUGCUCAAGUAGUAUUUGAGCAGAAGAGAUAUCAAGAGGCAGAAAAGGUCUUCCGAAAGAACCUAUCUCUUAGGGAGAAGGUAUCGGACAGAGAGCAUCCUGAUACAUUGGAUACCCAGUACUGGCUUGCUCAAGUAGUAUUUCGACAGAAGAGAUAUCACGAGGCAGAGGAGGCAUUCCGAAAGAACCUAUCUCUUAGGAAGAAGGUAUUGGGCGGAGAGCAUCCUGAUACAUUGGAUACCCAGUAUUGGCUGAACAAAUUGCUUUCCAAAAACGGGGAAAAAGGAAAAAAAUCGGGUCCGGUCAGAAUUUUGAAGGAAAUCUUCGGAUCAUCCUCCAAGUAG
Messenger RNA from Ilyonectria robusta, 2758 nucleotides. Its product is annotated as kinase-like domain-containing protein. The transcript is spliced from 3 exons. The coding region runs from base 212 to 2758 and encodes 848 amino acids. Gene Ontology annotation, cellular component: cytoplasm; membrane-bounded organelle; kinesin complex. Gene Ontology annotation, biological process: protein phosphorylation; microtubule-based movement. The record is from RefSeq and is a predicted model, not a curated record. Lineage: Eukaryota; Fungi; Ascomycota; Sordariomycetes; Hypocreales; Nectriaceae. Gene Ontology annotation, molecular function: kinesin binding; protein kinase activity; ATP binding.